Molecule: messenger RNA, 3012 nt
Organism: Cornus florida
Lineage: Eukaryota; Viridiplantae; Streptophyta; Magnoliopsida; Cornales; Cornaceae
Product: monosaccharide-sensing protein 2
Exons: 7
Coding region: 581-2806 (741 amino acids)
Biological process (GO): transmembrane transport
Cellular component (GO): membrane
Molecular function (GO): myo-inositol:proton symporter activity
Source: RefSeq, a predicted model, not a curated record
ACCUUUUCACUUCUUUUCUCCAAAAAUUUCAGAGGGAGUCCUAGGGAAUUCAGAGGAGCAUUUACUCCAUAUGGUCCAGAUUCAAACAGACGUGUACAUGAUCCCCAAAUUGAACAGAUUUGAAGCGUCAAAAGCAGUGUCGGAGAUGCUGACGUGAAGGCGGGUGUAGCUGAACAAACGGCAGUUUUAAAAUUAUAGGGCUUCACAGUUCAUACAUAUCUGUUUAUUUGUUUUCUAAUAGUGGUAUACUAUUUAUGUAUCGUAUGUAUAUUUAUCAAUCUUAACCUUUUUUUUUCCUUGGAACCAAACACAACUAUUUUUUUCCCCUUAAAAAAAUUUCUCACUUGCCUUUGGGUAAACCCUAGUUAGUGCCUGCCUGUGUGUCAAGAGAUCGAUCUACUCCCAAUCCUAGCACAGCCAAGUUCGUUGGAUCGCUGAAGCUAUAUGCUUAUAGCUGAUUAUUUCACAUGAUUAUUUCACUUCCUUGAUUAUCUCUAUCUGCUCUUUCCGCCAAAAAAAAAAAAAAGGUCAUCUCUGUACUGAUCAGUACUAGAGAUUUUGUAGUUCAUAGCGGAGAAAGAUGAGUGGCGCUGUGUUUGUGGCUGUUGCUGCUGCAGUCGGCAACUUAUUGCAAGGAUGGGAUAACGCCACUAUUGCUGGAGCUGUUCUAUACAUAAAGAAGGAAUUCAACUUGGAAAGUGAACCCACUAUAGAAGGACUAAUUGUGGCCAUGUCACUUAUUGGUGCCACAGUGAUUACUACAUUCUCUGGUGGAGUGUCCGAUUGGCUCGGUCGCCGUCCUAUGCUCAUAAUCUCAUCCGUUCUUUAUUUUGCUAGUGGUCUUAUAAUGUUGUGGUCCCCCAAUGUUUACGUCCUACUUUUGGCCAGGCUUUUAGAUGGGUUCGGAAUUGGUUUGGCUGUUACUCUUGUUCCAGUUUAUAUUUCUGAGACGGCACCUCCUGAAAUAAGGGGUUUAUUAAAUACUUUACCUCAGUUCACUGGUUCCAUUGGAAUGUUUUUGUCAUAUUGCAUGGUUUUUGGGAUGUCAUUGAUGAAUUCACCAAGCUGGAGAUUGAUGCUUGGGGUUCUUUUUAUCCCUUCCAUCAUUUAUUUUGCAUUAACAGUAUUUUACUUGCCUGAGUCUCCAAGGUGGCUCGUGAGCAAAGGGCGCAUGCUUGAGGCCAAGCACGUUUUGCAGAGACUCCGUGGCAGGGAAGAUGUCUCUGGUGAGAUGGCUUUGCUGGUUGAAGGACUUGGAGUUGGGGGUGAAACAUCUUUCGAGGAGUACAUAAUUGGCCCAGCCGAUGAACUGAACAAUGACCUGGAACUAACUGGUGAAAAUGAUGAAAUCAAAUUAUAUGGGCCCGAAGAAGGUGUCUCAUGGGUUGCCCGACCUGUUACUGGGCAGAGUACUCUUGGUUUGGUGUCUCGCCAAGGAAGCCUUGCAAACCAAAAUAUACCCCUCAUGGACCCUCUUGUCACCCUUUUUGGCAGCGUCCAUGAGAAGCUUCCCGAGACAGGUAGCAUGAGAAGCAUGCUUUUUCCACACUUUGGCAGCAUGUUCAGUGUGGCAGGAAAUCAACCUAAAAAUGAAGAGUGGGAUGAUGAGAGCGUUGGCAGAGAUGGUGAGGAUUACACAUCUGAUGCCCCUGUUGAUGAUUCUGAUGACAAUUUGCACUCUCCAUUGAUCUCACGUCAGACAACAAGUUUGGAGAAAGACUUGGUCCCACCUACUUCCCACGGCAGUGUUUUAAGCACGAGGACUGGUAGUCUCGUGCAAGGGAACACGGGGGAACCACUCAACAGCGCAGGAAUUGGUGGUGGUUGGCAGCUGGCAUGGAAAUGGACUGAGCGAGAAGGUGAAGAUGGCAAGAAGGAAGGAGGAUUUAAGAGAAUUUAUUUGCACCAGGAAGGCGUUCCUGGAUCUCAGCGUGGGUCUAUAGUUUCUCUUCCUGGUGGUGAUCUCCAUGCAGAGGGUGAAUUCAUACAGGCUGCCGCUUUAGUGAGUCAACCAGCUCUUUAUUCUAAGGAGCUUAUGAAUCAGCAUCCAGUUGGGCCAGCUAUGGUUCACCCAUCUGAAACUGUUGUGAAAGGGCCAAGCUGGACUGAUCUUUUUGAACCGGGUGUCAAGCAUGCAUUGGCGGUAGGGGUGGGGAUUCAAAUACUUCAGCAGUUCUCUGGCAUAAAUGGGGUUCUCUACUACACACCUCAAAUUCUGGAGCAAGCAGGCGUUGGGGUUCUUCUGUCAAAUAUGGGCAUUAGUUCAGUAUCUGCAUCUCUUCUUAUCAGUGCCAUCACAACCUUGCUGAUGCUUCCUUGUAUAGCUGUUGCCAUGAGGCUCAUGGAUAUUUCUGGAAGGAGGAGUUUGCUUCUUAGCACAAUCCCUGUCUUGAUAGCAGCACUGGUCAUUCUAGUCAUUGGAAGUGUAGUGAAUUUGGGCACUGUUGCAAAUGCAGCCAUCUCGACCGGCAGUGUUGUGGUCUACUUCUGUUGCUUUGUCAUGGGAUUUGGCCCAGUUCCGAACAUACUCUGCGCGGAGAUCUUCCCCACCCGGGUUCGUGGCCUCUGCAUUGCUAUCUGUGCUCUCGCAUUUUGGAUCGGUGACAUAAUUGUUACCUACACACUUCCUGUGAUGCUCAACUCUGUUGGCCUAGCUGGUGUUUUUGGCAUGUACGCUGUUGUGUGCAUUAUAUCAUGGGUUUUUGUUUUCUUGAAGGUUCCAGAAACCAAGGGCAUGCCCCUUGAAGUGAUUAGUGAGUUCUUCUCUGUUGGUGCAAAGCAGGUUGCUGCUUCCAAGAACAACUGACUUGGUUUUUGAUGAACUGAAAGGGUCCACGGAUGGUUUGAGUUUUUCAUUUUCAUUAUUUUAUUUUAUUUUUAUGUUCUUUUGAGGUGUUUGGAAACAGGUUUGUAGUCUAUAGAAAGAAAAAUAUUUGCUUUCUUCCAAUUUGUGCACUUGAGAGUUUUACUUCAAAAGUGGAAUCUUUAAGGUUAAGGAGACUUUUAAAAGAA